UGCUGCCCCAUCCUGCACAGGAAAAAGCUCAUCUUCCCUGCCACACUUCCUUUGGGGACUCUUGGAGCACUCAGCCUGCGCUGCCAUCCACACUCCAGCACUGCAGCAGGCAGAGGGAAAGGGACCAAGAGGGAUCAAAGAGGAGCCGGAGAUGGAGCUGCUGGCCGCUCUGGGCUGCGUCCUGCUGCUCCCCGCGGCUCUGGGGCAGGACUGUCCAUCGCCGUGCAGGUGCCGGUCCCUGCCGGAGCCGGGGGCGCUCCUGGUGGACUGCGGCUCCCGGGGGCUGCGCUCCGUGCCCGCGCUGCCCCGCCGCGCCCGCAGCCUGCUCCUGCACAACAACAGCCUGAGCUCCGUCCCCGCCGGGGCCCUGGACGGCCUGGGCCACCUGCGGGACCUGCGGCUCGGGGACAACCCCUGGCACUGCGACUGUCGCAUCCUCUACCUCAAGCUGUGGCUCCAGGAUUUCUCCGCUCCCGCGCUCGCCCGGCUCAGGUGCGCCAGCCCCGCUCACCUGCGGACGAAAGCCCUGGCGCAGCUGACCGGCAACGACCUGGGCGCUUGCACGAGGCUCCCCCCGACACAGUGCCUCCAGUUCUUCUGGAGAGACCUCCUUUUAAUUGCUGGAGCCGUGAUUACCCUUCUUUUAGCGGCGUGGGCUCUGAAGUUCUCCAAAAAGCUGGUGUGCCAGCUCAUCCUCGGGGGCCGGCGGCUGAGGAGGAGCAUCCCCAAAACCCGCAAGACUCAGUGAGCUCUGCCCUGUCUGACAGAAACUCCCGACUCCUCCACAACAAAGAAAAGCAACGGAGCUGCUAACGCCGGUUUGAAUAGUCAAUGCUUAAAAAAGAAAAAAAAAAAGCUCCAAGUCUGGGUCCUCAAGCAAGUUUGAUUUAAUUUUUGUCCAAAAAGAAGCUUGGUGAGGUUUGGACAGACACCUUUCAUCCUGAUGCCAUCUACGCAUAUGAAGAGCAGCUUCCACAUUUUAAAAAUAAUUUAACUUAGUGCUUUCCCAGUGAAUUCUCAGCUCUUAUAGAAAGAUUUACACUCCCACAUCCUUCGAUUUUUAUAUACGGAGAUGAAAAUCAAUUGUAUUACUGUAACAACUCCUUUCUCACUCGGGCUCUGCGAGUUUUACAACCCAUCACCAUCCCUCGGUGUCCCAGAGGGUUUGGCAGGACCAUUCUGGUGCAGAAAAACUCAGUCAUCUCUUCCUCAGGUUCAGGAGCUUCCUCCCACCAAAACCACCGAGAUUUUAUAGACCAGACACUGAAUGUAUCCCCUGUUGAAUGCAGUUAAAGAUGGACUGGUAAGGAGAAUAUAGUCAGCAAAAUAAUUUUAAAUCUCACUGGAUUUCCUGGAGGGUGAACAAUAAUAAAGCACUCUAUGUAAAACUCAAAUAAUGGAUGCUUAUUGAACAUUCACAUUGACCCGAAUUUGAUUUCUUUCACGAUUCUAAACAUUUCUGAUUUGAUUUCUAAGAUAUUUGCAGAACUUGUCCUCUGGAGGUAAUUUUAGAAUAAUUCCCCUUCACUGAGCUUUUCAAUUUUUUUAAAAGACAACCACCAUUCUGUAGGAAUGAAGAAUAUUACAGAAGAAACGCACUCUGCCAUCCCUCACGGAAUUCCCUACAUUUCUCGUUUCCCCAAAAUGAAAUAAAUAAUAAACACUAAAACCUUAUCAGUCUUUUCUGUGCCUAUGAACGAGACAUGCAUAGAAUAGUAAACUGCUUUACUGCAUGGCCUCAAUAGUGCAAAUAUUUUUAAAAUGAGCAAUUAGCAAACAUUUCUGCUUACACCAACACAUCAAAUAAGAUGCACAGAACACAGGAAAAAAAAUAGUUGAGAGAAUUUUUCUGUCCUUAUAGGAGGAAAGAGGAGGGAAUUCCUCCAUGACAGUAGUUCACAUUCUACCAAAAGUGCAUUGUAUUCAUAACUUUUCAUCCAUUUGGGUUUUAUCUGAAAAAAAACCCUCUUCAAAGGGGACAACUGGAACUAACCGAGGGCUCAAAAGCAACACUCAGUGUUUAUCUGGAAGGGCCCCCAUGUCAUGCUUAAGCCACACACUCCAACAAAGUCAUAAAUAACACCACGGUUGCUAAUAAUGUGCAAAGGCAGGAAAAUACAUCAGCUAUCAAAAUGAAACAUGCAGGCAGCACUCCCAAAAUGGGUUUGGAACACACCAAGAACUGUCACUGCAUCCUGCCUGCAAGGGACAAACUGGUGGCUGUGUCUGCUUCCACAGUCUGGGAACACGUGUGAUUGCUGGGAUGACAAUGAAUAAAAUAAAAUAAAAUAAAAUAAAAUAAAAUAAAAUAAAAUAUAAAAAAUAUAAUAAAAAAUAAAAACAUAAAAAUAUAUAAAUAUAUAAAUAAAAUCUAAACAUAAAAUAAAAAUAACAAACAUAUCAUAGAAGAGAAUAGAAUAGAAAUAGAUAAAAUAAAAAAUAAUAAAAAUAAAAUAAAAUAAAAUAAAAUAAAAUAAAAUAAAAUAAAAUAAAAUUAUAUUUGCUUCCACACUGGGCGGGGCAAGUCAUCAGAGUCAGCAUUCUUGACCAAAACCUCACUGUAGCACACAGAGAAGGUUUGUGUGAACAGCAGUUCUGUGUACAUUGAAAUUCAGUUAAUGUGAAGAAUACUUGCAGGUUUCAUUCACUAAACAGCACAGUAUGUGAAAAACCUUUUUGCCUAUAAAUUCUCUUUAUUUUGUUAACACUGGAGCAAACAGCAUUGCUCAAGCUGAAUUACUUCAGUUCAGCUUCCACUUACUUUCUGCCAGGCUUUAGUUUGAGUUUAUUCCAGGUCUGUUGUUUGAGCUCCUGCACUAGGGCAGUUUGCAAGGCUCCAUCAUCACAGAAUGCUGCUCUCCUGUGUGCUGCAAGGACACGGGAUACCAUCCUGGCAGAACAUGAUUAUUAUGGUCCAUGUGCUACGAGUCAGCUCUGGAACUCCCUGAAACACAAGG
Cinclus cinclus is the source of this 2957-nucleotide messenger RNA. It is a transcript of the gene GP9, whose product is annotated as glycoprotein IX platelet. Bases 152 to 748 code for a protein of 198 amino acids. The transcript is spliced from 2 exons. The record is from RefSeq and is a predicted model, not a curated record. NCBI's taxonomy places the organism in Eukaryota, Metazoa, Chordata, Aves, Passeriformes, Cinclidae.